Homalodisca vitripennis (glassy-winged sharpshooter) is the source of this 12494-nucleotide messenger RNA. RefSeq lists its product as uncharacterized. The coding region runs from base 45 to 5903 and encodes 1952 amino acids. Lineage: Eukaryota; Metazoa; Arthropoda; Insecta; Hemiptera; Cicadellidae. The record is from RefSeq and is a predicted model, not a curated record. The transcript is spliced from 3 exons.
AUAUUAUUCUUGUGCAGUACGGAUCUACCCCGCCUACAAAAAGAAUGGAUCAAGACCCCUCAAGAAGAAGGGAGCUAACAAAGCAAAAAAAAUGGAUCCAGACGAUGUCUGUUUUUUCUUCAGAUGAAGAGGAUUUGAAUGGAAUAGUGGAUAUUCAACCAGCUAGUGAAUGUAAAUUGGAUACUGGACCAACUCUUGCUCUUAGGUUUCCAUACCCUAUGUUUGAUGAUGAUACUGAUGAAGAAGACACAUAUAUUUACUCACACACUGUACUUCCAUCUAGAGCUUUGGAUUGGAAAAGAAAACAUGACACCUCUUCAGAUAAAGAUGAUGAAAUUGGUCAAGAGAAUCAUUGCCACAAGCAUAAAAAAAGAAAAGAACAAUUGUUAGAUAGUACUAGUAACAAAAUAAGUAGUAAACGGAUUGCGUCACAGGAAGAAGAAAAAAUGCAGGGUCUUGUAAAAGAUUCUUAUAACAAGCACACUAAUUUCACAGCAAAAAAUACUUCAAGAAAAGAAAAGUCGAACUCUUCAAAACAAGAUAGAAAAGUACUAAAUUCAAUUACAACAGAAAAUGAAGGUACACAAAAUAACAAAUCAGGUAAGACAUAUCAUCAGAAAAGUUCAACCCAAAAAGAUCCAAAGAAUUCUAUAGAAUUUCAAGAAUCUACACCUAAAAAGAAAGUACUUGUUAAAAACCUGAAGUCAGAUAAAAGACAUUCUACAGGUAAAAGUAACAAAAACAUGAUGAAACGAUCUGAUUCUACUACUACUUGUCAGUCCAGCUCGAUUAACAUGCAUUAUGAAGACAAUAUCACAAAUAAGAAAGACAAGCCAUUAAAUAAACCACCCAGCAGGUUCCUUGAUUCAAGUUCAUCGGGAAAUUCUGAUAAUGAAAAUGAUCCUAAAUCAUCUAAAUCAAAACCAUAUAAACUGCCACAAUAUAAACGCUUAUGUGUUUUAUCGACAAGUCCAAAUAAUAGUGAUGCUGAUGAUCCUAAAUAUAACUUAGAAAAAUCAAACCAUAGUCAUGAUCUAAUAUACAAAACUACUGCAAAACAUAAAUCAAAUUCGAAACAAAUGAGGACCAAAAAGCAAAAAGGACGUACAAACGCUAUUUUAUCUUCUGAAAGCGAAGAAGAAAAACAAUCUCCUCAUUCAGUUCAGACUUUGGAGAGUGAAAAUGAACAUAAAAAUAAUUUUCAAGAUUAUGAGAAGUCUGUUAAAAAUAACCAAAAUUUAACAAAGACCUGUAACAAAAGUGGUCGACAUCCAUUUGAGAAUCUGAUCAAAGCUAAUGAAAAUACAAAAUUGGAUGACUCAAAACGAGUAUUAUCAUGUAAACAGAAAGAGCCUAAAAAAACAAUUUUACUUCCUCAGCCUCCCAAUUUGAAUCUAAACACCAAUGCUUGGAAAAGCAUAGCUAAUAUGCCAUUAAAAACAUCACAAACCAAAUCAUCAACCAAUCAUCAAAAUAAAAUACAAAAUCUUAGAAAAAUGUUUGCUACUUCCAAUAAAUCAUCUGUUCAGAUUUAUAAAAAAAUUCAAAAUAAUGUGAAUAAAGGAGAAAAGUUGGAAUCAAAUCCGAAGGUAAAAUCAAAACCGUUAACAAUAAAGCAAGAUGAUAUGUCCAGAGUUAAUUCAAAUACUGUUCAGUUGACAAGUGCAGUUCAAAAAAAUGAAAAUGUAGCUCACUGCUCAAGCCUAGAAACAUUUAAAAUAGAAAUAAAUAAUUCCAGUGUAAACCCUAGACAAAUCAGUAAAGAUAAGCUAAAUAUUAUUGAAGAACGUAACCAGAGCCUUAUAAAUUGUGUAGAUAACACUGGAGAAAACAGCACACAGGCAUCACUUACGUCUACUUUGUAUUCUAAUACUAAUUCAAUAGAGAAUAUAGAUACUAGCAGAAAUGUAAGCUAUCCUCAUAGUGACUAUAACAAAUCUGGAAACAACAAAGGAACCAAAGUUCCAACAGAUUCAAGAAUACAUCGUAGUUACUCAAAUCCUUCUACAGACAACAAUGAAAGAGAGACUACAAAUACGGCAGUGGUAGAGAAUCACACACAAAGCAGUGUUGACGUAAACUCUACAUGUACUGAAUAUAUUUCUGAAGGUGAACAAUUGUUGUAUAAGAAAAAGGUAAGGCACUCUCAUGUUGAUAAGACAAAUAACAACCAAGGCAGCCUAAAAAAUGAUAAUAAUUGUACCAUAAAACGUACAAAACUGCCUUUAUUAAAGAAAUCUGAUGAAAAAAAUGUUGCUGAACCUAAUAGUAAGGGGUUGAAAGAUAUUACAACAGAGGGAACCAAGUGUGAUUUAUUGAGCAAUAUUCUAUCUCAAAUGGACAGUAAUCCUUACAAGAUUCAGAAGCCCAUCAAGAAGACAGCAGAAGCAACUGCAAGUAUGCUUGGUUGGUUUCCCUCACCACAAAGUUCUUCAGUAUUGGCUGGGCAACCACUAAAUGUAAAUAACCUUUCUUACACCAGAGAAGUCCCCCAAGUUAAAUUACAAGAAGAAAAUAAAAAGGCCCCAUUACCACACCAUGUUCAUACUACCACAUUUCGUCCUUGUAAUCCUAGCUAUAAUCCAUUGUCUUGUUCCCAGAGAGACAUAAAUAGUGUUGUUACACAGAAUGGAGAAUUGGGAAAUAUACCUUUACAACAGGCUAAAUCUUCUCAAAAGGAAACUCACAGUAUUGAAAGUUCGUUAAAUGUUAAUGGAAAGAAUGACAAAAUUAUACCAGUUAGAGAAAAAAAUUCUGCCAAACAACCAGAGAAAAUCAUAUCGUUUUAUUCAGCUGAUCAUGAAGAAUACACAACCAGUAGUAUAGACACAAGUAAACAUGCUCAAGAAUAUAACAGCAACAAUGUCUUGCAAGUAAAGAGUUCUUCAGAGAACAAUAAAUUUUACAUAGAAACCCUAAAUGAAACACGUGCACAAACCCAAACUAAGCUGCAAAACGAGAUAGCUGAAGAUACUCAAUGUAAGCAUGCAUCUGUAUAUAGAAUUGGAGUUGCAAAAGAACCUACAAAAAAAAGUCCACUAGCCAAUAUUACUGGUAAAAAAGAUAAUGGAGAAGUGAGAUGUGAAACCCACAAAGAAAAACCCAAAGGUAUUAGAAUAAGAUUUGGAGGUACUAUAUAUAGAUACGCAGGAAAUAUUCAGCCUCCUGUUGAUAUGUCCAACACAUCUGUUACAGAAGUCAAAACUUCAGAAGAAAGUCACGAUACACCAAGUAUUAAUACAAAUGUUAGUCAUAUAGAACACGUUACUACAUUUACUCCUGUUGAAUGUAACAAAAAUAGUGAUUCUGUUGAAAAUAACAAUUUAAACUUUUCUACAACUGCUGAGGCUGUUUGCAAAACAUCAAGUUCAUCAGAAGAUAUCUCAAGUAGCGAUGAAAGUGAUGAAACAUCUCGGUCUGGAUCAUCAGAAGAAUCAAGUUCAGAAAGUACAAAUUCUAGUUUUAAAUCUAGUCCACCAAAAGAUAUAUAUAACUGUUCUCAGGUAACAAAUUCGAGUGAGUCAUUGAGCAAAACUUUGACUGAACAUAAUGCAGAGAAAGAAAAAGAUAUAAAUGUAAAAACUGUAGCAUCUCCUCAUCACCUGGAUUCUAGAGAUGGAGAUAUUUCAAAGACAAGUUCAAAGGAUUCAAUUAAAGAGAAUUGGGAUAUAAAUAAUGUUGCUACUGGCACUAAUGAUAACACAGAUGUUAUUAUUUUAACAGGCUCAAGUGAUUCUGAAAAUAUUGAAGCUGUCAUUAACAACACAAGUAGUAUUCAUUAUUGUAAGAAAGGACUUCCUAUUUCAGACUCACGAUCAAAAUGUGAAUCUCUGUGUACCAAUAAUUCAGGAAAUGGUAUUCUGAAGGAAAUAAGGACAAGGAAUUUUGAAGACUCUUCUGAGAUUAUCAAACCACCUAAAACAUUGACAGAACCAUUAACUGAGCAUAAUUUAGUCCAUCAGGAAAGUGUUACAGAUAGGAAGACUAAAACAAAAUCUUUCCCGAGCCUUAAAUGUGGAAAUGAAGAUGUUAAAAAUUUAAGUUCUACAAAUUCAAAUGAGAAAGAUUUAAUUAAAAAUGAUGUUGAUAAUGAUGUCAUUGUUUUAUCAGAAUCAAGUGACUCUGAAAAUGUAGAGGACUUAAAUGAUGAGACAUGUAUUCCUCUGAGUAAAUCAGAAGUGCCUGUAAUAGAUGCAAAGUCAAAAAGUGAUUCUAUGGAUGUUACUAAUUUAGGACAUUGUAAUGUUGGGAGAAUAAGAAUAAGGAGUUUAGAAGAGUUAGGUGUCACUGUAAAUAGCUCAUUGCCAGAAAAUGCAUUAUCUUUUGAACUAGCAACUGACAUGCCAAGUGGUCAGCAAUAUUCAGAUCCUCGAACUUCAUCUUCAAUAUCGUCUUUGAAGGUUAAUAAUCAAUGGAACAAGAGUAACACAACAAGCAGUAAGUUAGUAAAACCAAAACGCAAGUACGUGAGAAAAGUAUCUCAGUCAGCCAUUGCUGUGUCUAAAGCUCAACAAAGUUCAGAUCCUCAAACUUCAUCGUCAGUAUCAUCUUUAAAUGUAACUGAGAGUAAUAAUAAUAACCAAUUAAAUAAUAUGAUUACAAAAAGUACAUCUGUAAAGCCAAAACGCAAGUAUGUUAAGAAAAAAUCUCAUUCACCUAUAGGUGUUACAACAAAUGUGCAGCAAUGUUCAGAUUCUUCAGUUUUACCUUCAAGUAUUUCUGAAAGAAAUCUGACUACAACAAAUGCUAAGCCUGUAAAACUUAAAAAAAAGAAGGUGAAGGAAAAUAGAGCAAAGCUUUCUAAAUUGAAAUAUAUACCUAGCCCCUCAAUAAUAGCUAUUCAAUCAAGACCUAUUGAAAUUUCUAAUCCCACAACACCUAUUAUAGCAGUAGUAAAACCAGUCAACAUAAAUACAAUAGCUAUGUCACAAUUUAUUAAUUUGCAAAAUAAUCAAAUUAUGCCCAUUAGUAUAAUGGAUAAAAGUGUAAAAUCAAAUCCAAAUGUAAUACAUACUGAAUCACAAUUAACUUUAAUAGAUAAAAGACCAACUGAAAUGGUUCAAGCAACCUCAUCUGAUAUAUUAUGUAAUAACCUAGAAGAAAAUAGCCAAAAUAUCCAGAAAUCUUCUGAGCAACCUAACAAUCCAGAAGCAGUUAAAACUGUUUUUUUUAAGUUAUGUGAUGAGCUAUUUACCGAUGUUGUUCUCCUCAAAAUACCUAAAUUGGUAGAUGAUCUGCACCUUUUAAUAGCAUCUGAAAUUAUGAAAGAGGAGCGUCUAAAGAAAAUUGAUCAGUUAACAUCUCCUGAAACGAUAAUUGAAGAAAAACGUAGGGCUGAAAAAGAUUUUGCUGUCGUUCUGAAAAUUCGAGGCCAGAGUUUUGUACCUUUAUUUGCUACAAUUGUGAGCAGAAUUAGAAAAGAUGAUAUGACUUCACUACUUACUGCUGUUUACUGCAGAAUAGUACAGCAUUUGGAACGUAUUGACUCUGUUAAUGCCAACUAUAGGUACAAGUUAAGAAAUAUGAUCAGACAAAUGGUAUUAAAACAAAGUACUGAGAUGAAUGGAGAAAGUUGUGAUGUUUUCUCUAUGGAUGAUAUAAGUUUUAUCACAACUUUUGAGUUUAUUAACAAUUUAUUAAAACAGUACGAUGAACACAAAAACAUUUUAAUUCAUAAUUCUACAGUGGCCAAUCUAGAGAACAUACAGAGUGAACAUUCUAGGAACUUGGAACACAGUGAUUCAGAGAGGGGUGGAAACCAAAUUAAUGGCCAACCAAAUAUUGGGACUUUUCAAACACCAACACAAAUGCAGAAGCCAAAAAAUGGAUCUGACCCUCCUAUUGGCAACUUGGACCAGUUAUUUCUCAAACAUUUCAUGAAGAAUAAAACAGGUGAUAAAUAAAACUACAUGUUUGUACGAAACAGAAUGAAUCCACUCUUUUGAAUCUAAAGUAGUUUGCUAAAUUGUUGAUAAGUGUAAUGAAUGCCAUUAUUUAGUAAGAGAGACAUGACAUAAAGGUUCAGUGUGAUAUCCAGCAUCAAAUCGAAGGAUCUUGAUUAAGGAUUCACUAGAUGCUGUCUGAAGACAAAAUAAAAACAAUGGACCAAUUAUGAAUAUAAAAUAAUGUAAUAUCUUACAACUUUGCCGAAGAACAACUCUCGUCUGUAUGUGCAAAAUAAGUGUGAGCCGUCAAUGGUAAUAUACACAUUCAUAUAUGUACUGUAUAGGCCAUAGUGUAAAUAAUAUUGUAUAUUACUUUAAAUAUAUUCCACAAUGGAAUUUUGUAUGUACUUCAUGUUUUGUAUUUUUUUAUUCUUUGUACUUUCCAAAGAAUGCUAACUCGAGAUUAGUUUGUAAAUAAAAUUAUAGUUAUUAUAGAGCUAUGUGAUAAAAAUGUUUUUGUUUGUGAGAUGAUAGUAUAUUUAAAUAAUAAAUUGCAUAUUAUCUGAUGACCAGUGUAAAAAAUACAAAUUAUAUUUUAAAUUCAGUUUUAGUUAUGCAAAUAACUGCUAUUUUUAUAAAUAAAUGCAAAAAUGUAAAAAUAUGAUUAUUGUUAAAUAUUUGUUAGAUAUUACAUAGUAAACCUUUCUCAGAUGGGCAAAAAUCUUUUAAUUUGAAAAAAAUGUUACUUUUCUUGUAAAAAUAUCAAACUACCUAAUCUAUUUUUUUAUGAAUUACUAAUUGUACCGAUUUACUUCAUUUUUUACAUAACAUAUCUACGAUUAAGUAUUUUUAAGGUGAUGUAUAUUUCUUUGUGAUAUUUUAUGUUUAUGCUCUACUAAAAAAUAAUAUAAAUAAACAAAGCAUUGUUAUUUUUUAUUAAAUAAAUUUAAAGAAUAUCCUGGAGCUCGUAUUGCUUUGUAAAAAGUGUUCUUUGGGUCAGGACAAACAUAUUUUAUAAUAUAUUAUUGGUUUUUUGGUCUAUUAUUUUGUUUAUGUGUAUGAUUCAGUAUUGUAAUUUGGAUGAAUAUUUCUCUUAUCAGAUUCAUAACUCAUGUAGUUAAUUUUUAACAACUAACUAAAAAUUAAGUAGUACUUUUUACUUACAUUUUACUGGUUUCAAAAUAAUUUUUAUUUCAUAAUGUAGAUAAGAUUUUACAAAAUAAUAUUUUAUAUGCACUAUAUUUGUUCAAUGAGACUAAACAAAAGUUAUUUUAGAUUCAAUAAUAAUUCAAUACCUGUGCAAUCACCCUACACCCCGUCAGCUGCACCCAGGCCAGGUCAAAAUUUUAAAACUUUUUUUGUAUAAAUAACUUUUGGACAUCAUCAUCAAUAAGCUCUAAAAAAACAAUAAAACCAGAACACUUCAUAGAGCAUGAUACUACUUCAGUUCUGACUCUGUUCAGAUUUCCUUACUUCUCCUGUUAAUUUGACAUUUAUAAAAUAUUGUAUAACAGUCAUUAAAACAAUAUUUGUAACAUGUAUAGCCCACAGUAUUAACAUUAUAUAGAAGAAGAAAAUAGUAGCAACUAUGCUAUGAUUGCCUAAGCAACCAUCAGGGUUGUCAUGAGUCCAAACUGAGAAAACAUAAAGGUUUUACAUUUCAUCUAGAACAAGUUAAAAAAAAGUUUCAGAUAUCUGCCGUUAGAUUCCAGCAAGUACUAGAGUGAGAAACAGAGCUCUACAUUUUUAUAUCAUUGACUCUCAGUUUAGUUGAGCAACAUGUGACUUGCUCGGGCAAUCGGCCAAAGUGAACGUGUUUUUGACUAAAACACUGAUUUCUGAAAGGCUGAUUGAUGGCAACUUUUCUUAUAUUAUCAACUUCUUCUUAGAUUUAGGCCUUGAUUGCCUCACUCACUGUUGUCUACUUGAAAAAUUGCCAGUUUUAGGAAUAACAGAAAGUUAUGCAAAUCAGUUAAAGAUUGUAGAGUGGUGGUAUACUACCAAUAAUACUAUACAAAGACCCAAUAAUGGCUAUAUUAUACAUAUAGUGUAUUCCACAGUUGUCAGUCCAGGUUUUUGUAUUACUGAUCUAUCUAAUCACUUACAUGUAUCAUAUAAGACGUCAGUAUGCUUAUAAUAUUACCAUUACAAUUGUAGAAAAAUUGAUGAGUAAUUGACAGUUAAUACAGAAUAAACAUUUAUUAUGGUCAAAGAGUAUUGUGUUCCAUACAAUCUGUCCUAAAGGUAAAGAGCAUUGUCCAAAGGAUUUUCCACUAAAUUAGAGAAUGGAUAUGUCAGAAUAUCUAUCUUAAUUGUAAUUCUACUAUUAAGUGCCAUGAUAUAUUUUAGUAGAUUCCAGACUAACAUAAAAGCUACAUGAUGAUCUGUUACAUAAUUAAGCAAUCAAGCUGCCUACUUUGCCUGCCUUCAAUGUUAUUUAGGGGAUGCCACAAUGUGCUGGAUCUACUACAAAGCUUCCAAAAGGUCACUUUGCAAAAUAAGCUGUUAGAUACCUUUCAGGUCUUAGAUUCUGAGAAAGUUGUCAAGCAGAUUUUGCUGCCCCCUAAUGUGGUAGCAAGUAAUAUUUCAAAAAUAAUUCAUGCAGUUUUUACAAUUAAAUAAUUCACCAAAUAUUCAACAUUACAAUACAAGUUAAGAAUUAAAUGUUGCCUUACUUCCGUACCAACUUAGUAUGUUCAAGUAAUAACCACAUAUGCUGGAGAAAGAUUGUAGCUGGUAGAACUUAAUACAUUUAAACAAGAAUAAUACUCACUAGGUACUUGCUGGAGAGAUCUUUCUAUUCACUGGAAGAAAACUUGAAUGGAGCACUGAAGAGUAAUCUCACUUGAUUUACUAAAAACUGUAAAAAUUGUUAUUUUUCAAGAUAUAAAAACAUGCAGUUAUGACGCUGAUACUGAUCUCUGUGGUUAUGUAAAUACAGAAAUGUUGUUAAAUAUGUAUUAUCUUUCAUUGUUUAAUAAACAAAUUUAUCUGAUAAUUGAACUUAAAUGAAACUGUAUAGGAGCAUUAAUUUCAGUUAUAUGUAGAUCAAUUUUGGAAAAUUAAGCACUGAUAUUUUUUUUAUUCAUAUAUAUUACUUCACUAAUUAUUUUUGGUUUAUUCCGGUUUUCAUGACAUUUUAAACCAAAAUUUUAAAUGGCAUCCUGUUGAAAACCAGUAAAAAUAUUUUGUUUUUAGUACUGAGUUACAAGUAAAUAAGAAAAGUACAUGUACCAAGUUACAAUGCUGUUGUUACAUAAAUCUUUUGAGAUAACAACUUAUGUGAUGAGAAAAUAAAAGUUACUGGAAACCUAUGUUUAUAUUAUGAAAUAUAUUUGAAUAUAACCAAAACAUUAUUUUUCAUGGUUUCAGAGAGUUUUUAAAACUCUCUUUAUAUUAAUAAUUUAUUCAUUUGAAAAAUAAUUACGUGAUUUUGGAAAUCUAGAGAAGUAUUUACUUAAGUGGGAGUAGUUGAUCUAAAUUUAGGUUAUUGUUUUAAUUUACUCUGAGUAGUAUUAUGAUGGUGCUUACAUUGACUAUUUAAAAUUAUGAAGAGAACUAUUGAAUACAUACUAUGCAUUAUUUUGCAAUUGUUUAGCUUUUUUACCACCUGAGGAUGAAACAGUAGUUCCGAAACAUGUAGUGGACAUCUACAACAUUUAGGAACUAUUUGACAAGUUAUAGUACCAUAUUUUAUUUAAUUAUAUAGUUCUGGGGCUAUAGACUAAGGAUUUUAAAUAUUUUGUAUUUUAAUGUAGUAUUUUUUUGAAAUAUUUUUCUAAAUAAGGGACUAAAUUCGGGCUGUGUGUUCAAAAAUUUUGAACAUUUAAAUAAAUGUUUUAACAUUACAGUUUGUUUUUAAAAAUUAAAAUUGCAGUGCAUCAGGAGUGUUUUAAAUAAAUAAGAAUCAUAAUGAAAGAUUAUCAAAGUUAAACCAUUCUCAGUUAUUACAAAUACUGUUGUGUCAGUAUUAAUGACAAGUCUGGGAACUAAACUUCAAUUUCAAGUGACAAACACAUGGAGCACAGUUCAGUUUGUUUUAAUAUUGAAGUUUAAUGUAAUUAUGAGGGUCAUUCAAUAAGUCCUUAGAAAAUCAGAUAUCACGCCGUAGGAUUGAAAAAAUGUUUGUAAGCAGCAUUAUUAACUAGACAGCUGUCAAAAUUUCAACUCAAUCCAUAACGUAGUUUUAUUGCUAUUAACGAUCGAAGUGAACAACUUUUGUUUAUUUAUAAUAAUGGAGUAAAGUGAGUUUUGAGCAGUGUUAAAAUUUGAAAGGUUUAACGUGCUGAAAGAAAUAAAAUCUGAGUUGUAUGCAGUUCAUGGCACAUCUGCUCCUGUGUUUGCAACAGUUUACAAUUGAGUAAAAAAGUUUAAACAUGGCCGUUCAUCUAUAAAUGAUGAACAUAAUUGAAAAUAUCUGGGAAAUGAUUUUGAAUUAUCGACAAAUUAAAGUGUGUGAAAUAGUUAAGGCUACAGUGAUAAAGGUGUAGUCACUUCAAUUUUUGGGGAAAAUUUCCAUGAGAUGGGUGCAGCUUUGGUAACUCAGGACAAUAAGAAAAAUCAUGAGGUCGACUCUGAGCCUGUUUUAGCGAUCCUAUGUCACAAUCCUACAGAGUUUUUUUAUCAAUACAUCACUGUUGAUGAAACAUGGAUUUACUACUACAAUCCAGAGACAAAAGGACAGUCACAACAGUGGAUUUUUGAGAGUGAACGGACACUGAAGAAAGCUAAGACAGUGAAAUCAGCUGGCAAGAUGGCUAGUCUUUUGAGAUGCAAAGGGUAUAAUUUUCAUCAACUACUUGGAAAAAGGCUUGGAAAAUUCCCACAUUUGAAGAAUCAAAAUCAUCUUUCACCAGAACAAUGCUCUUGUGCAUACAUGUAAGGUUUCAUCAGUAAAAAUGGCUGAAUUGAAGUUUGAAACGUUGCAAUAUCCACCAUAUUUGGUCCCCGGUGACUCUGCUGUUUCCGAAUUUGAAAGAAAAUGGCUUGGCGGACGACGCUUAACUUCAAACAAGGAAGUUACUGAAUAACGAAUACUUAUUUUAAAGAACUUCCUAAAUCGUAUUUUUGGAUAAUUUAAAAAAUUUGAAAAAAGAUUGAAAAUAUUUAUAGAGCUGAUGGAGAUUAUGUUGAGAAAUAAACAAAAUUUGCAGAAAAAACUAGUUUUCUAUCUUUUCCUAAGAAUUUAUUGCAUGACCCUCGUAUCUUGUACUGCACAAUGCAAUAAAGUAAGUAAAGUAGGGCUUUCGUGAUUAUAUAUUUAUACAUAAAAUCUGUUUAACUGAGGGAUGGAAUCUCUUUAUAAACUUUUGGUGCAAAAAUUGUAUAUAUAGAUGGGUAAACAGUAUUAGAACAUCACUUUUAGUGUAUUUCAUCUAAAGAAAAACAUGGUAAAAAUAUUAAUAUUUCAAUAGGAUGAAAGAGGAAACUUACAUUCAUAUAGCCUUGUGCUACGGCCCUGCUUUUCGUUCAAAGUGUAUAAAUAAAUAUUUUUUAAUCUUUAUCAAACCUGUGUUAUUCCUAUUACUAAAAUAUUGUGGAAAAUAUUUUUGUUUUCCUUGCAAUUAGUAUAGUUUUCAUAAAGUUGAAGAGCCAACUUUAGUGAAACGGCCAUGAGUUUUACCUCGUAAAAACAGUGUUAAACAAUAAAUAAUAACUUCACACUCUUAUUUUUAGUCAUGGAAGUAUGGGAAUGUCUAAUUUUAAAGACAGCAUGUAUCAAAAUGCUUUUUAAUUUUUUUUUGUAAAGUUUGUACUUUUUGAACAUUUAAAUGAUGAAGUAAAACAAAACUUUUAAGAUAUAUUCCUGAAUAACCAUCUGAAGAAUAACUGAAAAACGUUUUGAUGCGUGUUAACCAUAUCUUGAAAAUGAGACAUCCUCCAUAAAUUGAAGACUAAAAAUAAGGUUAUGAAAUUGAUUUGAGUGGCUUAAAAAUUGUUCUUAUAUGGCUAAAAUUAAAAUGACCACAAGUAUAGCCUUAAUGGCUAUAAAAAAGUCUUGGGUUUCAUAAACAAGUUGAACCUGUUGUAAUGUAUGGUAUCAUUGUUUUUUUUUUUUUUUUUUUUUUAAUAAUUGAUAUUAUUGAAUGUAAAUUACUAUAAUUUUGUCUAUCAUAUUGUAUUUCAAAAUUAAAAUCUAAUCUCUGUUUAUAUUAAGUGAACUAAUUCCACUUUUCACAUCAUUUCAUUUUUUGCCAUGGAUAAAUUAAUUAAAAAUCAUAAAGAAUCAUAAGUACUUUACAGGAUACAUUUAUGUGAUUUUUUUAGCUUUAUAUAUUUUUAAUGUCCUAUGUAGACAUAAUUAACAUUUUAAUAUAUAUCAAGUUGCUAUUGCUGUGCUCCACUAUUUGAUGAAAUGUUAAUAAUUUCAAUUUAUAAUUUAAGGUUAUAGAUUGUGAAUUCAGUGUUUUUUUUAGUUGUUUAAUAAGUUCACUGUUGAAUAAAAUAUCAUGUGUGUACCUGUAUAUGUUAUAAUGUAAUGCAUCAAGUAUUUGUUUUUUCUGUGUUUUUUAUAUGUGUAACCUGUUUCUUCAAUUCACUUAAGGAGUAAAAACCAUGCACAAUGACAAAUGUGACAAUAUUGGCCAAAAAUAAAAUGGUUUAAUUGUC